UGCGACGCGUUUCAGCCGUCGCUUGGCGCUCGUCCCUCCCGACGCGUUGAGCGCGUUCUACCGAAAGUGCCGUCGGUCGGCCACUUCCAACAAUCCCGCAAGACUAUGAUAGAAGAAGGAAAGACGGAAUCACAGGCGAUGACAACAGCGCCAACAAGCGCCACACAAUUCGAUGACCAGCCUGAGGAUCUGACAUUGCAACCCGGGGGGGUCAUUUCGGGCGAUGCAGUGCCCAUACAAGACGCCGAAUCGUCCGUCGCCCAUCCUCCAGCCUUACAACAAUGCCAAGACUUCUUCCAAGGGACUUCAAUUGGUGCCGACAUGGCGCAAGCGAAUUUCAACGCGUGUUUGAAGGUUGUAGGGGAACAUCGUGGCUUGCAGUGCCUCGAGCUCCUUCGUAUUUCAUUGCAACUUGAGAAUGCAUUACCGCUAGUGCUGGCGGAAGCGUUAUGGUCCGAUCCCGAUCAGCAGCGUCGUGAACAUCCACGGCCUCCGCGCUCCAACGCAGACCUCAAUCGCCUUCUAGGUGAAGGCGAUAUCGCUACAUUCGCAUUGAAUGCCUGUUCCCAACCGUCGCCUCCAAGCGAUAUGACAAUCAACUCCGAGCUUGAGCAACGACAACAAGGGUACCUAGCAUUUCAUAGCACGUACAAAGGUGACGCAUUGGAUCGAUUCAAGGAGCAGCUACAGCACUGCCAAGAAUAUUACGACACAACAAAACACCACGGCCGUUAUAUCGCUCUGUUGCAAUCUAGUGGCACAGGUAAAUCGAGACUGGUGUCCGAGCUUUCUCACGACUAUCCCACCGUCAGCGUGUGUUUGCGUAAAGAGAAUAACCCUGAGGACGGAUGGCCACCUGUUGACACCCCUGCUUAUGAAUUUCUCAAGGAGCCACGCUCAACGAGAUAUAUGGGAGAGGAGCUUGCGGCCGCGUUUCUAGGCGCAUUGUUUGAGCAGGUGACUGUAAGUAUCGAAAGGUCAAUUGGCGACCGGCCGAGCGAUCUCAUGGCAUCAUGGGACCUCCCCUUCGACCCCGCUAACGACUACUCACGGUCAGCUCGUUUCGAUAAUUUUGCUGCGGUGAAAGCGAAUGCCUCAAUUUUGCUUCAAAAGAACCUGAAUGAACUUGUAGCACUGCGCCGGUUCAAGGAGGGAAAGGACCAGGAUACGCCUGUUUGGCAUCGACAUGUCUAUGGACAGCUAUGCCAAGCUGCCGCAGAUCGUCUUCGAGAGGUUUUGAGGAAGCGGCUUGGUCCGAGGUUCAAGUAUUUCAUUGUUGCCAUCGAUGAAUGCACCCAACUCGGAUCGACUCUAAUGAAAUACAAUGAUAGCAACGUCCAUCGCGGCUCCGCCGAGUCGAUGUCGGCAACAGCAAUGCAGAAUAUCAUGAAAGCCGCGGAUAUGUUCCAUAAGGAGUUCUGGUAUCUGCUCCUGGACACCAACUCCGCGAUCUUCGAUCUCGUUCCACCCACAGGCAAUCUACCUCACUCUUUCCGUCUUGAUGGCAAGCCGCAUCCUCUUCCUCCUUGGGGAUAUUUUGGCUUUGAUCAAAUGGUGAAGGGCGACAUCGAGCAGAAUGGUGUCCCGACGUUGAUGCAGGCUCUGACGCUCAAUCGUAUCAAGAUGUAUGGUCGUCCGUAUUGGUCAACGCUCCCCGAAGACUCGCUGAUCCCCCAGGCGAGAAGGAAGCUUCUCAGCUCUGACAGAUUCGAUCCCCAAGAAGAGUUAUCCGUUCUAGCCCUGUAUUCUGCUCGGGUUCUAGUGGAGAUCGCGGAAGGUCCACCAUCGUGUCGCUUGGCGAUCAACAGCGUGCGCAGCCAUAUGCGCCUCUUCGUAUCCAUCGUCGAUCGCAACACAGUUGAGACCUGCAGCCCCUCGGAGCCAAUUCUCGCCCUCGCUGCAGCGCAUACACUGAAUGUCUUUCGCAAAUCCUAUGUGGAGGCGAUACAGACGUUCAUCAACAAGCUCGUCCUGCAAGGUGUUGUGCGGGACAGGAGUGCCACGGGCGAACUUGCAUCGCGCUUUCUACUAAUGAUGACCCGCGAUGCGGCGACUCCGAAAUACAUUGUGUGCUCCGAUAGCAUGCCAACCACGUCUAUGCUGGCGACGGUGAAAGUCACCGAUUUCCUGACGAAGAUGAUCGGCGAAGACGCACUAGAGAACGCAGCCAGCUUUUGGGCCCUCAAGAAUUUCGGAGACAAUGCUCACAUCAACUUCACACAUUUCAUUCAGCUACCCGAAAUCAUUGAGGACGUCACCACCGAGUUUCUCUACUAUCUUUGGUGCCGCACUGCUGCUGUUCAGUGCGCUAUGAACCAACCAGUGAUCGAUGGUUUCAUCGUGGUAUAUUGCAGUAGCUUGAAUGAGCCCUUUGAUCCGAUGAAACUGAGUUACAUCGCGUGGCGGACGAACGUUAAAGACCAGGCGACAUCUUCCGACUCGCUUGUGAACACAUUGACUGGACCUAGCGUUAUACAUGCUGGGGUUCGCCACAAGCCCAAGCACAUUGUGAUCCUCAUGGAUCUUGCAGUGUCAACCGAAUCCGAGUUCGUUAGUGAAUUUCGCUUGUCACACGCUGAGGCGACCGUCCCGUCGGGAGGCAGACGGUGGGGAGGGUAUAUAGAACAAGAGCCAAAGCGUUUCUGCCUGAGCAUACGCGGUCACGACUAUGCUGUCCUCAAGAUCUACGAUCGAGAAAUACGAGGGAGUAAUCCGAGCGAGUCAUGUCUUACGCCGCUGUUCAGGCGAACAUUGGCCGGAAGGGAUGACCAGUCUGGUGCCUGCGUACGACAAAUCGUCAAUGACGUCUGCAACCUGUCUGGCAAGGACUUCAUUGGCAACAUGUACCAGUCGGGGAAGAUUCGGUAAGACGACUCAUCGGUCUGCCUACCACACGCAGCACGAUGGUGUGGCAAUAUCUUUCGAAAGUAAACGCCUGUGCUUUUGGAUUUCCCUCAA
Messenger RNA from Laetiporus sulphureus 93-53, 2958 nucleotides. RefSeq lists its product as uncharacterized. The coding region runs from base 106 to 2868 and encodes 920 amino acids. NCBI's taxonomy places the organism in Eukaryota, Fungi, Basidiomycota, Agaricomycetes, Polyporales, Laetiporaceae. The transcript is spliced from 7 exons. The record is from RefSeq and is a predicted model, not a curated record.